UUCCUAAGCCCUAACCUAAGCAGCGUCUGCCUCUUCCUCCUCUCAAAAUCGCGAAAGGCUUGCAGCUGCGACAGCUUAGGGUUCGACGUUUGUGUUCGUUCUCUAAUCUCUACUUCUAUUUGCCGUCGAUAUAGUCUCUUUGUCCUCGACUAGUCGGCGUUGGCUCGACUACUCGGUAUUUUUGCUUGGUUGCUCGAUAUUCUUUCUUGGUUGCUUGUUCGGCCAUCGAGGUGUUUUCUUUGAGUAUUUUUUGCUCUCAUAUUUCAUAUUUAUCUUCAGGUCUACGAGUUCAGGAAGGUGAGCCUCCUUCUCUCUUACAUCCGCCUUUAUUUUUCCCUAGCGAGUUACGAGCAUGCAGGUUUGGAUCUGUUGCUGUUGAAGGAAUUUAAUACACUUGUGAAAAUGCCCAAAGUAAAAACAAAUCGGGUCAAAUAUCCUGAAGGGUGGGAACUUAUUGAGCCAACUUUACGCGAGCUCGAGGGAAAAAUGAGAGAAGCUGAAAAUGAUCCUCAUGAUGGGAAGAGAAAAUGUGAAGCGUUGUGGCCAAUUUUCAAAAUUUCACAUCAAAAGAGUCGAUACAUAUAUGAUCUAUAUUAUCGAAGGAAGGAAAUAUCAAAAGACUUAUAUGAAUUCUGCCUGGACCAGGGAUAUGCAGAUCGUAAUUUAGUUGCAAAAUGGAAAAAGCCUGGUUAUGAGAGGCUUUGCUGUCUUAGAUGCAUUCAACCAAGAGACCACAAUUUUGGAACAACUUGUGUAUGUAGAGUACCAAAGCACUUGAGAGAGGAAAAGGUUAUAGAAUGUGUACAUUGUGGUUGUGGGGGCUGUGCCAGUGGUGAUUAAUUAAUUCACCUAUCAAGUCAGUAUUUUCGCUUAAUCAAACACUUUUUUUUUUCAUGAACUUUCGGCCUUAAUCAAACCAGUUGAU
Molecule: messenger RNA, 925 nt
Organism: Phalaenopsis equestris
Lineage: Eukaryota; Viridiplantae; Streptophyta; Magnoliopsida; Asparagales; Orchidaceae
Product: protein BUD31 homolog 2
Exons: 5
Coding region: 403-840 (145 amino acids)
Biological process (GO): mRNA splicing, via spliceosome
Cellular component (GO): nucleus; spliceosomal complex
Source: RefSeq, a predicted model, not a curated record